UUGAUAGAUUUCAUAGUAAUACGUUUAUUAAUACUGUUGAUAGAUUUCGUAGUAAUACGUUUAUUAAUGCUGUUGAUAGAUUUCGUAGUAAUGUGUUUAUUAAUACCGUUGAUAGAUUUUAUAGUAAU
Messenger RNA from Racocetra persica, 128 nucleotides. Lineage: Eukaryota; Fungi; Glomeromycota; Glomeromycetes; Diversisporales; Gigasporaceae. The record is from the annotation of a GenBank genome assembly.